AUGUCGCCUGCUCCCCUUCACAUACCCGAGAAGACGGGAAGACGAGAUUUGGAAUUUCGCUUUCUCAUCUUCACAUACCCGAGAAGUCGAGAAGACGAUAUUCGGAAUCUCGCUUUCUCACCUUCACAUACCCAAGAAGUCGAGAAGACGAGAUUCGGAAUCUCGCUUUCUCACCUUCACAUACCCGAGAAGACGAGAUUUGGAAUCUCGCUUUCUCAUCUGCUCAUACCCGAGAAGACGAGGUGUGGAAUCUCGCCUUUUCAUCUGCUCAUACCCGAGAAGACGAGGUUUGGAAUGUCGCUUUCUCGCCUUCACAUACCCGAGAAGACGGGAAGACGAGAUUUGGAAUCUCGCCUUCUCAUCUGCUCAUACCCGAGAAGUCGGGAAGACGUGGUUUGGAAUCUCGCUUUAUCGCCUUCUCUAUCUCAAUCUCAGAACCAGCACACCAAGUCAAGCUUCUUCACGGCAGCCACGGAUGACAGUGAACGCAAUCUGAUUGGCUACUGUCUUAACGGUCACGUGAUGAAGGUUGUUGAGAUGGCCAAGCGAUUUCAACUUGAGAAAUUGGCUUAUUCACUACGCAAAGACAAGGGUAAAUCUACCAGAGUUCGCCUCAUCGGUACAAAGCUUCAACUAGAAACACGGGACAAGGGAAUCUUCGUUUACAAGAUGGCGGCCGCAGUACUAACACCUGGUGAUUAUGCAGCUAUCGUGUGUUACUUCGUGAUAGUUAUGGGAGCAGGGCUAUACGCACUUUUUACAUCUAACCGAGGAACUGUUAACGGCUACUUCCUGGCGGGGAGAUAUAUGACAUGGCUUCCAGUUGGUGCAUCGAUAUGGGCUAGCAAUAUUGGGAGUGAACACUUCGUUGGGCUUGCUGGCGAUGCAGCUGCGACGGGGAUUUCACCGGCGGCUUUCGACCUCAACGGAUUGUCGCUGCUGCCAUUAAUGGCAUACAUGUUUGUUCCUGUUUACAUCGCAUCUGGGGUAUGCACUCUACCGGAAUAUAUGAUGAAGAGAUUUGGGAGUCAUCGAAUCCGUAUUUACCUCGCCUGUAUGUCUAUCUUUCUCUACAUCGUUUCCAGGAUUUCAGUUGAUUUGUAUUCCGGAGCGCUGUUCAUUACGCAAGCUCUAGGAUGGAACCAGUACGUUGCAAUCGGGAUACUUCUCUUAUUCGUGGCGAUUUUCACUGUCACAGGUGGAUUGGCUGCUGUCAUAUACACGGAUACCGUACAAAUCUUCAUCAUAAUCCUCGGUGGAAUUAUCCUUAUGAUAUUGAGUUAUGGCCAGAUUGGUAGCUUCGAGGAACUGAAAAUCAAAUAUUUCCAGGCGAUUCCGAACGCCACGCUCCAAAACCCUAACUACACCUGCGGCAUACCUGCAGAAGAUUCAUUCCAGAUGCUGAGAGAUAUCAGUCCCUUCACGUCUAGCUUCCCUUGGUUAGGAUUCCUGAUAGGACAGACUCUGUCAUCCCUCACAUACUUUUGUGCAGAACAGGUGAUGGUACAGAGAGCCUUGGCAGCGAAGAGUCUCUCACAUGCCCAAGGUGGAUGCCUCUUUGCUGGUUUCUGUAAGAUAUUACCCCUCUUCAUGACAGUCAUACCAGGGAUGAUUGCAAGGGUUCUUUACACAGAUACCGUAGCCUGUGCCUCACCGGAGACGUGCAUGGAAGCCUGCGGGAACCCUAAGGGGUGUAGUAACACUGCCUACCCAACCCUCGUCCUCGGCAUUAUGCCUGCUGGCCUUCGCGGGGUUAUGCUUGCCGUAAUGCUUUCCGCCAUAGUCAGUAGUAUGACGUCACUACUGAAUAGCAUCAGUACUCUCUUCACCGUGGAUAUAUGGAUGUUUAUCCGAGAGAAAUAUUACAACACCAAGCCAAGCAAUAGAGAGAUGAUGAUAGUCGGAAGGGUGAUUGUGCUUCUGAUGACUGCUCUGAGCGUUCUGUGGAUCCCGGUCAUUGAUCUAUUACAAGGAGACAACCUACUCAAGUAUUUUACUCGUAUCCAGGGCCGAGUCACGCCCACCAUAGCAGCCGUCUACGUCCUCGCUGUCCUCUGGCCGAGAGCCAAUGAAAAGGGGACGUUUUGGGGUUUGAUGAUUGGAGCAUUAGUCGGUUUCAUCCGGUUGAUCCUAGACUUCACCUAUCCGGAUCCGUCUUGCUGGGACGAGGAUACCCGUCCAAUGGUGGUGAAAGUGCAUUAUUUCUACUUCAACAUGAUUCUCUUCACUAUCGUGUUCGUCUCUGUAAUCAUCAUCAGUCUGCUGACCGAACCGCUGCCCAAGUAUCGGGUGAUAAGGACGACGUUCUUCACUCGAUACCAAAAGCAGAAACGACCGGAUGAGAAGGAGCUCGACGGGGAUACAAAUGAAGAGAGGCGCCUGGAAGACAAAGACUACAAGAUGUUACCAGCAGAGGAGGUCAAGAAUGGACAUGUCGUCAACGAAGAGCCAAAACCACCGGAGCUUCGGAAGCGAAUACUCGCAUGGUUCUGCGGGUACGGCGAUGACACGGAAGAGGGACGGCGGUUGGCCCGAGAACAAGAGUUCCACAACCGCAAAGUCGGAACCCUGGAACAGGACCCGAGGGCUAAGAAGUUCCUGUAUUUCUGCAUGGUUCUCCUUUUGGCCAUCGUCACAUUCAUGUACACAUUCUUCUCUUUCGAUUGGAUUUGAUAGUCGUCGCUUUGUAGAUUUUUUUUAGUUUUGUCUGGUAAAAGGCUCCCCAGGGGUGGAUUCAGGAUUUUUCGAAAGGGGAGGGGGCACAUUUUCCCGCGAAAAAAGGGAAAUAAACGGUCUUCACUGUCAAAGGGAAGGGGGGCACGGGCCGGCUGUGGAAACAAAACAAAUCUUUAUUUGAUAGUAUGAACAAAUAAAUAACGAAUCAAAUUAUGUUAUACAACUCUUUGCAAACAUUCUUUUUAUAUGUUUUCUACAUAACAUACAAUAUUUUAUAAAUGGAAGAGAACUAGUGCUGCUUACUUCAUCUCUGUGAUAGUAAAUGUUGUUGACCGAAUAUUAAAAAAAUAUGUAUGUAUUAUGCUUAUAAUAUAAGCAUAAUACAUACAUUUCUUUAAAGCAUAUUAUUAUCCUUGUUCAUAUCUUCCCCUCCCCCACUCUCUCUCUCAUUCUCCCGCUUGCUUUCCCUCUCUCUCAUUUUGAUUUUUUUUUGAAAACAAACACAAAUUCGCAAAAGGAUUAAUUCGGUUGUUUGUUCUGUGUGUUUUUUUUUAUUAUGGAUUAAUUGACAAACAUGCUUGACUGAUUUCUAUAUUUCAUCAAAAACAGCGUUCUAUUGGCACUGCGCAGUGAUGUAAUCCUGCCGCCAUCUUAGAUGCUCAAUCCAUUGCCUAUAGUGAUGGUCUACUGCAGCUGGCGCAUCUCUGACAACUCACUUUUUGUAAAUUUCUAUGUCCUCUGAGGGAGGGCGCUAUGAAAUUAUGACGUCAUAAUGCCUAAGGUCUACUUAGAUUUGAUUUACAUUUGGAAGCAAAGAUGAAAAAAAUGGUGAAGAGCCAUGUUAACACAGUUCUCUGAAUGGAAAUUUGUAUUUUGGUUCAAUAUACUUCCUAUUAAAUUGGACUGCUUUGAUUUUCAAA
Messenger RNA from Lytechinus variegatus (green sea urchin), 3596 nucleotides. RefSeq names its product sodium/myo-inositol cotransporter 2-like. The record is from RefSeq and is a predicted model, not a curated record. Lineage: Eukaryota; Metazoa; Echinodermata; Echinoidea; Temnopleuroida; Toxopneustidae. Gene Ontology annotation, biological process: transmembrane transport. Gene Ontology annotation, cellular component: plasma membrane. Gene Ontology annotation, molecular function: D-glucose:sodium symporter activity. Bases 1 to 2673 code for a protein of 890 amino acids. The transcript is spliced from 18 exons.